UGACAUCAUCUGCGUAUGUUUUCCGUCGGUAUUGGAUCUUUCUGGUGUUUACGGUGGGAUCUGAGGGGGUUUCUGCCUGCGAAGGAACGUUUUGCGGAGCGUGCUGACAGAGCAGCCUGUCUGCAUCCGCUGAUUACUAAUUCAUGCUUUUGGCGUCGGCGCGAGUCGAGUCGCACGCACGACCUCGUCCUCGGCGGGCAAGAUGCUGCUGUCAGCGAUCCCCAGGCACGUGCUGCAGCGCGGCCCGCGGGCGCGCAGCCUGUCCCCGCGUCGCGUGCUGAAAACCAACGCGGCGGACGCGGCGCCGAGGGACGGCCCGUUCGCGUGCGCGUGGCGCGUUUCGAGGAGAGACGGCGCGCCGAGCGAGAGCGCCUCGGCGCCCCUGAACGCGGGCUCGCGCGCGCAGUACCACCAGCUGACCGCGAGGUGGAUCGCGAGCCUGCAGGGCCGGAGGAGCUCGUGGAGCGCGCUCGCGGCCGGGGGGCGCGAGAAGGGCUACUGGGACGAAGGGCGCGAAGACGGCGGAAAGGGCGAAAGGAGUGAAAGGCGCUGUGGGGCAGCGUCGGCCGGAGUGCUGUCGGCGGCUGCCUUGGCCUACUGUUUAAAGAAGGACUCUGACUCGAAAGGCGACGCUCUGCUGGAAGCUUCGAGGACCAGUAACGUUCAAGACGUUGCAAGGUUGCUGGCUGAGGGAGUCGACCCAAAUUACCGCCACCGCCUGGGAUGGACCCCGCUCAUGGUGGCAUCUAUGAACCGGCUGCACAAUGUGACGAAGGCCCUGCUGGAUGGUGGCGCUGAUCCAAACCUGGGGGACGACUUCAGCAAUGUGUACAGCUACUCGCGCGAGAAGGGAAUUCACUCUCUUGAAGUGCUGGUCAUCAGAGAGGACGAGUUCAGCAACCGGCUGAAUGGCCGAGCCAAUUUUCGGGGCUGCACACCAUUGCACUACGCCGUUCUCGCAGAUGACCUGCGUAUAGUGCACAUGCUCCUGGAGGCAGGUGCCAACCCCCUACUGACCAAUGAGCUGGGUCAUACGCCGCUGGCGUACGCCAAAAAGGGGGAGAUGCAGACUCUGCUGAAGGAGUGGGAGGGCAAGUUUCAGGAGGAGCAGCGGCGUCGAGAGGCUGAGGAACGGCGGCGAUUCCCACUGGAGCGCCGGCUACGGGAACACAUCAUCGGCCAGGAGGGCGCAAUCAACAUGGUGGCCUCAGCCAUCCGGCGGAAGGAGAACGGCUGGUAUGAUGAAGAGCACCCCCUUGUCUUCCUCUUCCUUGGCUCCUCUGGAAUCGGCAAGACGGAACUGGCCAAGCAGGUAGCCCGAUACAUGCACAAAGACAUCAAGAAGGGGUUCAUACGAAUGGACAUGUCAGAAUUUCAGGAGAAACAUGAGGUGGCCAAGUUCAUCGGUUCUCCGCCCGGCUACGUGGGCCAUGAGGAGGGGGGGCAGCUCACCAAGCAGCUCAAGCAGUGUCCCAAUGCAGUGGUGCUCUUCGACGAGGUGGACAAGGCCCAUCCUGAUGUGCUCACCAUCAUGCUGCAGCUCUUUGAUGAGGGGAGGCUAACGGACGGGAAGGGCAAGACCAUCGAAUGCAAAGAUGCCAUCUUCAUCAUGACCUCCAACGUGGCGAGCGAUGAAAUCGCCCACCAUGCACUGCAGCUACGGCAGGAAGCGCAAGAGCAGAACCGCCGACGACUGGCAGACAAUCUGGAUGAUGUUCAGUCUAGUCACAAAAUCACCAUAUCAAAGCAGUUCAAGGAAAAUGUGAUCCGGCCCAUUCUGAAGUCUCACUUCAGGAGAGACGAGUUUCUCGGCCGCAUCAAUGAGAUCGUCUACUUCCUGCCCUUCUGUCACUCGGAGCUCAUCCAGUUGGUGAGCAAGGAGCUCAACUUCUGGGCGAAGAAGGCCAAGCAGAGACACAACAUCACCCUGCUGUGGGACCGUCCCGUCCUGGACCUUCUCGCUUCUGGGUACAACCUUCACUACGGUGCGCGAUCCAUCAAACAUGAGGUCGAACGCCGCGUGGUGAACCAGCUGGCUGCGGCCUACGAGCAGGAACUGCUGCCCAAGGGCUGCACCUUGCGCCUCUCAGUGGAGGGCCACACCGAGGACCCAGGGGCCCCCGGCCUCCGUCUGGAGAUCGUGGGAGAGGACAGCACCUCGCAGAAGCUCGACAUCCAGCCGCCGUUCAACCCGGAAGAGACGGCCCACUUUAAGUGAGCGCGAGCGGAGCCCCGCCCGUGGAGCUGGAACCCCGUGAGGGGAAGAGGCCCAGAAAGAGGGCACCACGAUUAAACACGUUCCACACGUCUGCUUUGAAUACACAUCGUCAGCACAUCGUCGUACACAUCGCCUCGGGCACUUUGCGACACGCCUGAAAUUACCAUAGUAAAGCCUGAUACCAUUGUAGUAUUGUGAGAGCGUCAUCUUCUGUAGAAGUGCUGCGAGGAUGAGCACCAUGUGUCGUAAGGAAACACAGCGAGGAGCUCCAUUCGUAGUGAUAAUGUAAUACAUUUACUCUUCAUGUACAAUUUAUCUUACGAUGUUCGUUGUUACCAUUCAGUGUAUAAUAUAAAAAUGUCUGCAGCUGAAAAUGAUGCUCAAUCACAAUAUUUAUUGCUAAUGUACCAUUGCAAAGCCUAGUUUUCAUAUGCAACGUUGUUGCUGUGCCCUCGGGCAUCGGGGAAGCUGUAGAAAAUGCCGGAACGCUGCAAAAGGAAAUUCAGAGGUGGAAGGGUUGGAGGGGGGCAGCUGUGCUGAGGAGAAGGGGAACGAUGUUCACGUGGUUGUCGGUGACGCAAAUAAAAGGGAGACAAAGUCA
This is a messenger RNA of Scleropages formosus (Asian bonytongue), 2819 nucleotides long. RefSeq names its product ClpB family mitochondrial disaggregase (gene clpb). Gene Ontology annotation, biological process: cellular response to heat. The record is from RefSeq and is a predicted model, not a curated record. NCBI's taxonomy places the organism in Eukaryota, Metazoa, Chordata, Actinopteri, Osteoglossiformes, Osteoglossidae. Gene Ontology annotation, cellular component: mitochondrion; cytoplasm. The transcript has 16 exons. The coding region runs from base 203 to 2218 and encodes 671 amino acids. Gene Ontology annotation, molecular function: ATP binding; ATP hydrolysis activity; protein binding.